This is a messenger RNA of Ectocarpus siliculosus, 2371 nucleotides long. The record is from the annotation of a GenBank genome assembly. NCBI's taxonomy places the organism in Eukaryota, Phaeophyceae, Ectocarpales, Ectocarpaceae.
AUGGGUGUCACGUUGCCAUCUGAGAACCCCCUGGUUCCGCCGCUGCGGCCUGCUGUUGCCACCCCGCACCGCCGCGCUCUCCUGCUGGUUUCGGGACCUCUCAACACGCACGAACGAGGCAACAUGGCAUCAAUGGAACAAGAAGAUCCCCUACCUCCAGGCUACCCUUGCGUCAGGUCGAGCACAUUCUCCAGCGCUUCCCCGUUUCUGUGCCCGGAGCAUCCGACCAACGAGGACCGCGCUCUGGUGUUUGACGAUAUGGUAUCCGUGCUGAAGCUGGCUCCGACGGGAACGCGAGGGCCUUUGGCGUGCCUGUUCGGGGUGUUUGACGGGCACGGUGGCGAUGGAGCCUCCAAGUUCGUGGCGAACCACCUCCAUCACUUGAUCGGGAGGAGCGCCUUCUACGAGAGCAUCGAUUACCCCGCGGACGAGGCGCUGGCGAGCGCGGUGGAGGAAGGAGUAGCGUCGGUCGAGCAGGCUUACACGGACUGGUCGAAGAGGUCGGGAGACACCUCCGGCUGCUGCGCUUGCGUGGUCGCAAUCCGGGGUUCGGUGCUCUGCGCCGCUAACGUUGGGGACUGCCAGGCGAUCCUCAUCACGGACAAGGGGGCCAUCGUUUCUCUCUCCCGGCCGCACCGUGCCGUCGACCUCGACGAGAAGGCGCGGAUCCGAAGCAACGGCGGGAAGGUGGUGCAGGGGAGGGUCAUGGGCGUGCUCGAGCCAUCUAGGGUUAUCGGGGACUAUGACAUCAAGCGGACCUGGCCAGGUUGCGUUAUCGCGGAGCCGUACGUGCUGGUCCGAAGCUUGCCGUACACACGAGGGCAGGAGCCAUCGAUCUUAGUGGUAGCGUCGGACGGAGUAUGGGACUUCAUGACCCAAGCAAGCGUAUCGAAGCUGGUCACCGAGGCGAUCCGCAAGCAAAAGGACCCACGCCAGGUGUCCAAGGAGCUGGUGGCCGCUGCGAGGGAGGCAGGCAGCGGGGACGAUAUCACCGUGGUCAUCGCGAAGCUAGGGUGACUGACUGACGACAAGAAGCUGCUGUAACCGUCUGUCCGUCAUUCGGUUUCGGAAUGGCAUUCCGAGAGAGCUUCCUGAAGAGUUUUUUUCUCUCUCUCUCUCUGUUAUCGUUUCGAUGGCCGGCUUCCACGAAAGACGGAACGGAGAGCGUGAAGGAAGCAACGAGCGAUUGAGCAAGGAGCGGUCGAGCCCGGCCAGUGUCACGAGAAACCAAAUGAGCCAUCAUGUGUGGCCGUAGUAGGUCUGGGUGCUUUAAACCCGUAGCUCCCGAGUUGUGCGAGGAGCGGUUGUGCUGUUGCACCCCACCUGUGAUGCGUCCAUGGGUUUGUUUUUUGUGUACGAGUUCGUGGCCUUCAUACCGCGUUGUGGAUCACGCGAACCGUGUAGAUAGUUGUAAAUAUGGCUUUGUGUUUGUUAAAAAGCAUGAGUCGGGGAGCUUGCGUGUUGAGUGGGGGUGUUCUCGUACGGGGGGGUGUGCGGCCCGGGGACGUUUCUCCUUUGUCUUGCAAUCUCGCGCUUGCUCCUCACCAUGCUGCACCGUCCAGUCUACAGACAGCUUCAUUCGCUCAAAAGCGGCAAAACAACACCUUCGCGUUUUGUGACCUGCGUCGGUGACACUCGGCGGCGAUUAACGACCUCCGUGCCCGGUGGUCUCGUUGUUAUAAUAGCAGCUUGAUUUAAAUAGAGAGCCGUGAGGACGUGGUAGUGGUAGAUGUACUCGGGACAGCUCAAGUUAUAACCAUUUCGUUUUGAUCGCGUCUUCGUGGGUGCUGGUCCUGUGUAUCAUGAGACCGCUCGUUUUUUUUUGCAUACGUGGCGUGGGGGAUUGCGUUUGUGUCCUUGCCUGCGCGUUCCUGCGAUAGGAUGACGGUGCGGUGUCCGCGGGUGGUUGUAGACGGGCGGUUCAGGAGUGUACACGACUAGAUAGAAGCUAUCGUUCGACUAGUGUAGUAGUGCGCCACGCGUGCUCUGUACCUUCUUCGUAGGUCGUGUUUUGUUCCGUUUUGCUCACGCUUUUCCUUUUUCUUUGUGGCAGGGCGUGCAUUGCGCCCGGCGGGCGGUUUAAACUCAGAUGUCGACAACAAUUGGCAACAAAAUCUGCACGACCACACCUUUGCAGUCCACCCAGCCUUCUGCUUGCGACAUGAUGGGAUUCGCAUAUUGGAUGGUAUCACCUGUACACUACCAUAGUCGGAGCGUUGUGUGCAGAAAACAUCGGUUUCAUCGGGUGAUCGGCUUCGUUAUAAAAAAUAUGUAUUGGAGAAUAUUAGUGGUGGCCUUCCCGAAAAAAGACUUCUGCCGCCUGGCAUCAAAAGCUUGAGGCGUGUACCGUCCAAGACGGCUGGGGCGUAAA